AUGGGCCGAAAUGGCCUGGGAGGUGGGCUAGUUCUAGCCCUUAAUAUUGGUAUACUUUGCAUUUUAUCGAUACAGGAAGCAGGGUCUGUUCCAGUUUCGUCAAAUAGCAACGGAUUCGUCCCAGGACAUUCGGCCAUCGUCGGACAAAAUCCCGAUGACAGGUUUACCAAUGGAGAUCUGAAGGCUCACUCUAGAAAUUUCAGACCAUUGGAAGAACUGUCGAAGCGUUCAACCUUGUCAAUACGGCGACGGAAAGAUGGCAGCACCGGCGAAAGUGCAUUCGAGGUUGAGCCUGCCACAUUGUCGGAUAGCGUGAGUGGCGAAUACGUUGUUGUUGUGGAAAUUGGUGGAAACAAAGUCUUGAAUGAAAGUCAAAAAGAAGUGCUAUUAUCUGUUUUAGCCUCCAAGUUAUCUGUUUCAAAAAACAAUAUAGUUAUACUAAACAACCAGGAUAAUGUGUACGAUAUGUAUAUUAUUGGUACGAAUGACGGUGAUGACACCGGUUAUAGCGAAAGUGACCUAAUACCAGCUGCUGAUGUAGUCAGUGAAUUAGAUUUAGACCAACUUAAUAGUUUACUUUCUGAUUUUUCCAUACAUGAUGUAUAUCCACAGCAGGUGUAUUCUGUGGAUUAUACAGAUGUUCCUUUCUAUGAAACCAGUUAUUUCCCAUAUAUUAUUGGGGCUGCAGCUGCCGUGUUUGUUCUACUUGUAGCAGUGACAUGCUACUGUUGUAUCAGACGUAGAAGACGAAAGAAAGCCGAGAAGGAGUUGACCCAUGUGUGUUUCUAUCCCCCUAUUAAACCCGAGCUGAAGACUGGAAGAAUGGUUCAACCCGAACCUGGUCAGAUAUAUGCACCUGUAGCAAGAAGUCAACCAAUCAAAAUCAUUAAAGCACCAGGUUUACUGGAAAGGAGAGGAUCGAAUGCAUCACUGACGAUUGAUUUGAACGGAAGAGGUGGUGCCACUGGGGGAAUACAUUAUGGAACGCCUCCCAAGGAAAGUUCUAGUGAGGAGUACUUGUCAUCAGCCGGUAACAGAAUGACUAGAAAACAAUUAAGAAAUUCUUUAAAAAAUGUACGAGCUCUACAUGAGGAAUUCUGGGAUAUUCCAAUGAAUCACCCCGAAGCCAUAGAUGUACCAGGGUCAGGAACUAAAAACAGAUAUCGUACUAUAUUACCUAAUUUGCAUACUAGAGUUAUAUUACCAGAGAUCAACAGUGAUCCUCUGUCAACGUAUAUAAAUGCAAACUAUAUACGUGGCUAUGAGCAGGAAGAGAGCGCAUUCAUAGCCACGCAAGGUCCAAUGGCCCAUACUAUUAAUGAUUUUUGGAGGAUGAUAUGGUUUACCAAUGCACCAAUUAUUGUUAUGAUUACAAAGCUCAAAGAAAGGAAUAAGGUGAAGUGUGAGCAUUAUUGGCCCCACACACAGGGUAUUUAUGGGGAUAUAGAAAUUUGUGUAGAUAAUAUUAUUAGAAAAGAUGGCUAUAUACUUAGAAUUAUGACGCUUAAGUACUUAGAUGAAGUUAGGCAUGUCAAGCAUUACUGGUACACUGCUUGGCCAGAUCAUAAAACGCCAGACACUGCCAAACAGUUGCUGGAACUUGUAGAAGAUGUGGAAAGACAUCGAAGAGAUGACGAUGAGGACGAGGCAAUAGGACCAGUGGUUGUACACUGCAGUGCUGGUUUGGGUAGAACUGGCUGUUUUAUUGCUAUCAGUAUAGGAGUGCUGCAACUUAUAGAAGAAAGCAUGGUGGAUAUACUAGGAAUUGUAUGUCUAAUGAGGCUUGAUAGAGGUGGAAUGAUACAAACAAAUGAACAGUACGAGUUCAUCCACCAAGCCUUGUGUCUUUACGAGAAAUGUCUCCCAGAUAUUGUAGAUUGAACUCCAGUUAAAACGUAUCCGGCACCAGAAGUGUCUGAGGUAGAAGAAUGCUGUCAUCGGUGUCAUGUAGUGGAUGGAGCACAUGGAAUACUUGACAGCAUAAUGUCAAAUGCAAC
Messenger RNA from Saccoglossus kowalevskii, 1997 nucleotides. RefSeq names its product tyrosine-protein phosphatase non-receptor type 5-like. Gene Ontology annotation, molecular function: protein kinase binding; protein tyrosine phosphatase activity. Gene Ontology annotation, cellular component: cytosol; plasma membrane; cell junction. Lineage: Eukaryota; Metazoa; Hemichordata; Enteropneusta; Harrimaniidae. Gene Ontology annotation, biological process: signal transduction; protein dephosphorylation. The record is from RefSeq and is a predicted model, not a curated record.